Messenger RNA from Candidula unifasciata, 248 nucleotides. The record is from the annotation of a GenBank genome assembly. NCBI's taxonomy places the organism in Eukaryota, Metazoa, Mollusca, Gastropoda, Stylommatophora, Geomitridae.
CAAAAGAUGAACUCGCUUCGUACAGCAACAGUGCAGAUCCUCCCCCAGCCCCAGUGGCUUAUUUUACCGUACAACCUCAGUCUCAGUUCCAGUCAGAGCCAAUCAUUGUGAAGAACGCAACAGUUGUGAUCGCCCAGCCAUCUUCUGCUACAAUAGUUGAGGUUCCGGAUAACCUGAGACUUGCUCUGUUCACCUGUUGCUUCUGUUACCUUCCUUACGGUUUAGCAGCCGUUUUUAUGGCGAUUCAG